Messenger RNA from Oryctolagus cuniculus (rabbit), 5029 nucleotides. It is a transcript of the gene GPR155, whose product is annotated as G protein-coupled receptor 155. The record is from RefSeq and is a predicted model, not a curated record. Gene Ontology annotation, biological process: intracellular signal transduction; transmembrane transport; negative regulation of BMP signaling pathway. Gene Ontology annotation, cellular component: membrane. Lineage: Eukaryota; Metazoa; Chordata; Mammalia; Lagomorpha; Leporidae.
GUAGGGGCGGGACCGAGCAGCCGGCGCCGGGAGGGGCUGACAGGGCCGCAGCGGCUCGCCCCGGCCUCACUUUCUCGCAACGUGCGUGAGCUGCAGCUGCCGGCCACCAGCGGCGCUCAGCGAAGAGGGCUGGGUGCGGGAGAUGAGGGUGAUUUCCUCCCGGCUUGGCCUUCUACGAGCAUCGACACCUGUCUCCUCGAAGCGCACGGGUUGCGGACGUAGCAGAGACCUGGUUGGAGGUGGAGGGUGACAGAAAAUGCAUUCUUUUUCUAAUUUACCUGCAGAGAACUCAACCAUUGCAGUCAACAUGACUGAGAUUUGGUCUACAACAGUAACACAUGGAUUUAAUGCUACUAAUGACUCACCUUCAAUGGCAAUAACAAGGCUUUUCCCAGCCUUACUAGAAUGCUUUGGCAUAGUCCUUUGUGGCUACAUAGCAGGAAGGGCCAAUGUCAUAACAUCAACACAGGCCAAAGGACUGGGAAAUUUUGUCUCCAGAUUUGCACUUCCAGCUUUAUUAUUCAAAAACAUGGUUAUACUUAAUUUUUCCAAUGUGGAUUGGGCUUUCCUGUAUAGUAUCUUAAUCGGCAAAGCUUCCGUAUUUUUCAUUGUGUGUGUAUUGACCUUGUUGGUCGCCAGUCCUGACAGUCGAUUUAGCAAAGCUGGACUAUUCCCUAUUUUUGCUACACAAAGUAAUGACUUUGCAUUGGGAUACCCUAUAGUUGAAGCUUUAUAUCAAACUACAUACCCAGAAUAUCUUCAGUACAUUUAUUUGGUGGCCCCAAUAUCUCUUAUGAUGUUAAACCCUGUAGGGUUUAUCUUCUGUGAAAUCCAGAAGUCAAAAGACACUCAAAGUACUUCACAAAACAAAGUGAAAAUUGUGGGACUUGGAUUUCUGCGUGUGUUACAGAACCCAAUAGUAUUUAUGGUCUUCAUUGGCAUUGCCUUCAAUUUUAUUCUUGAUAAAAAGAUUCCUGUAUAUAUGGAAAAUUUUCUUGAUGGACUUGGAAAUUCUUUCUCGGGAUCAGCCCUAUUUUAUCUUGGUCUUACCAUGGUAGGAAAAAUAAGGAGACUGAAGAAGUCAUCAUUUGUUGUCUUAAUUCUUCUCAUCACAGCCAAACUCCUGGUCCUGCCCCUCCUGUGCAGAGAAAUGGUGGAACUCUUGGACAAGGGCGACAGUGUAGUGAACCAUACAAGCUUAUCGAAUUAUGCAUUUUUGUAUGGUGUCUUUCCCGUAGCACCGGGAGUGGCUAUCUUUGCAACGCAAUUCAACAUGGAAGUUGAGAUUGUAACCUCAGGGAUGGUAAUAAGCACGUUUGUGUCUGCUCCGAUCAUGUAUGUUUCUGCCUGGUUACUGACCUUUCCCACUAUGGACCCUAAGCCACUGGCGUAUGCCAUUCAGAAUGUUAGUUUCGAUAUAAGUAUUAUCAGCCUGGUCUCCUUGAUCUGGUCUCUGGGUAUUCUUCUUUUGAGUAAGAAAUAUAAGCAGCUUCCUCAUAUGCUUACAACAAAUUUACUCAUUGCUCAGUCUAUUGUCUGUGCUGGAAUGAUGCUAUGGAAUUUUGUUAAAGAAAAAAAUUUUGUUGGACAAAUUUUGGUGUUUGUUCUGUUGUACAGCUCCCUGUAUAGCACCUACCUGUGGACAGGCCUUCUAGCAGUUUCUUUGUUUCUUUUGAAAAAGCGAGAGAGUGUACAAAUUCCUGUUGGAAUCAUCAUAAUAUCUGGCUGGGGAAUUCCUGCUCUCCUUGUUGGUGUUCUUUUGAUAACUGGAAAGCACAAUGGAGAUAGCAUUGACUCAGCCUUCUUUUAUGGAAAAGAGCAGAUGAUCAUCACGGCAGUUACCCUGUUCUGCAGCAUCGCGAUCGCUGGCACAUCACUCAUGUGCAUGAACCGCACCAGCCAAGCAGGGCGCUAUGAAGGUUUUGACCAGUCUCAGAGCCACAAAGUCAUGGAGCCUGGCAAUGCUGCUUUUGAAGAGAGUCCAGAACCGACAAGUGAACCAGAAUUGUUUACAAGUUCCAUCCCAGAAACAAGCAGAGAUACAGAGACAGAGAGAGAAACAGAGAGAGAUCUCCAAUCUGCUGGCUCACUCUUCAAAUGCCUGCAUCAAAGCCAGGAGCUGGGAAUUCAAUCCGGGUCUCCCACAUGGGCGGCAGGGACCCAACUACUUGAGCCAUCACCUGCUGCCUCUCAGGGUUGCUGCUCCUGCUCCAUUGGGAAUGGUGAACUGCACUGCCCAUCAACAGAGCCAGUGGCAAACACGAGCACCAGUAGACCUGGGACCCCUUCAUUUGAGAAAAAUGAUCGCUGUGAGAGUCGCUGUAACUCCCAGAGCUGUAUCCUAGCCCAGGAAGAGGAACAGUAUCUCCAGAGCGGAGACCAGCAACUGACGCGACACGUGCUGCUGUGUUUACUUCUCAUCAUUGGCCUGUUUGCUAAUCUUUCCAGUUGUUUAUGGUGGCUAUUCAACCAAGAGCCUGGAAGACUGUAUGUGGAGUUACAGUUUUUCUGUGCUGUGUUUAACUUUGGCCAGGGAUUUAUUUCCUUUGGAAUCUUUGGAUUGGACAAACAUUUAAUCAUCCUACCUUUCAAAAGAAGACUUGAAUUCUUAUGGAACAAUAAAGAAACAGCAGAGAACAGGGAUCCUCCUGUUUCUGAGGAAAUAAAAAUGACCUGUCAACAAUUUAUGCAUUAUCACCGUGACCUCUGUAUCCGAAACAUCGUCAAGGAAAGAAGGUGUGGUGCAAAGACUUCUGCUGGGACCUUCUGUGGCUGUGACCUGGUAAACUGGCUAAUUGAAGUUGGUCUUGCCUCUGACCGUGGUGAAGCCGUGAUAUAUGGAGAUAGACUGGUGCAAGGGGGAGUCAUCCAACAUAUUACCAAUGAAUAUGAGUUUCGGGAUGAGUACUUGUUUUACAGAUUUCUUCAAAAGAGCCCUGAACAGAGUCCUCCUGUUAUUAAUGCAAGCCCCGCCUAUGAGGAAAGAUAUAAAGAAAUUGAACAUUCAUCACCUUCCUCACUUUCACCUAACACCUAAAUUAUGAAGGAGAGAAUCCCACAUGGAAUCAUACCCUAGCCCCAGAUCUGUUACUUUUUAGCUGUGUGACUUGGGCAAGUGACAAACUCUCUGAGCUUCAGCUGCCUCUUCUGUGAAGUUUGACAAGAUGUGUUCCUAUCUCAUGUAACAUUCUGUGAUUUUUAUGUAUAUGUGAAACACAGAGGAAACUGACUUGGGAAAAAGAAAAAAACAAAUCAAAAUUUAAAAGUUCUGAUAAUGAAUAAUAAUUGUUAUAAAUUACAGUAAUAUGCCAACAUUUAAAACUCAUUGUUUUCUGUAAAUGUUUGCUAUAAUUUCAGAAUCAAUAUCAGAUUAACUAGCUGUUUCUUUACGUUGCCAUGGCAAGUGUACUGUUGGCAGGAAAUGAACCUUAAAUUAUGACAACUUUGCACUAUAGAUAGCACUUCCUAAAAAAAGAAUUUUAAUGUUUCUAAUAAGAGGGUAUUAUUCUCUUUAUGUUUUCCAUUUUCUUGAUGAAUAUUACUCAUUCACAGUCUAGAAGCACUAUUUUUUUAAGGUUCAUCUUUUCUUGCUUUUCUAUCCACAGUACUAACCUUUGCACUUAGGAAGGUAAUGUAACCUCCACAGAUUAUGUCCACAGCCCUUCACCAGAAAUAUCAUCUGAUAUUUUGUUUUGUACUACAAAUAACGAUUUGAGCAUAUUCAUUUAACUACUGUCAACAGAAUCAUUGCUGUGUGAUAUAUUAUUUAUGGUGUUUUCACAAAGCAUCAUAGGACAGAAGGGUAACUACUAUUUUAUUCCUUAUAGUUAAAAAAAAAAACCUAUACAGUUCAAGCUAAAAUUUAAGAACUUAGCCUCCUACUGUUACCUUUAGAAUUUAUUUUUUAAGUAACCAUGUAUAAAAAAUCUAUACAUUUUAAAAUUACUAAAUAUUAAUGUCUAUCGUAAUCCAUUUAGGCUGCUAUAACGAAACACUAUAAAUUAGACAGCUUAUUUCUGGAGGUUGGGAAGUCCAAGAUGAAGGCACUGGCAGAGUCAGUGUGUGAUGGGGGCCUAAUUUCUCAUUCACAGAUUGUGCCUCUUGCUCUGUUUUUCACCUGGGGGAAGCGAAGAACUCAGCCCUUUUUAAGACCACCAAUGCCACUUGGGAGGGCCAUACCCUCGUGACCCAAUCAAUUCCCAAAAAGCCCCUACUAAUGCCAUCACAUUGGGAUUAGAUUUCAACAUAUGUGUAUUGGGGGUAUACAGACAUUCAGAUCAUAGAACCCUCAUAUGAGCUUUAUCUUAAUUAAAAAGAGAUCAAUUCACAUGACCAUCGAGUAUCUACUUAAUUAUUAGGUGUUAGUGCUGGUCUAACUUAUUUAAAACACAUUUUAAGUAUUUAAUUAUAUCAUUUUUAGUGUCUCAUAUAUAAAAGCCAUUUAGAAAAUAAUUUAUAGGGUUGGUGUCAUUGCCCUUUUAAUGUAACAAAUAUAAUUUUUUUAGGAAACCUGCAUGGAAACCUGUGUGUUUAACAAUAAAUUAUACAAAUUUAACAAGUAAAUUAGUAUACUGCUAACCUAUACCAACUUUGUGAUUAGGUAAUGGGGAUGUUUUUAAGUUGAAUUGUCUUGCUACAGAAGUUUUUUAAAAAAUGUAUGGCCACAUUGUAACUCUGAAUGCUCAGAGGUAAGUGUAAGGCCUCACUGAUGUGCCAGGAGACUUUUACAGUUACAGUAACAGAAAUCCUCAUUCACACGCAUGCAGGCAACUCAAACUCAAGUGGGGAAUUUGUGAACAAGUCAUACUACAUAUGUUCUGUUAUUUGCAGGAAAGGCAUCUGAAAAUCUUUUUCCACGGGAGACACUAAAAGAAAAACUUGGAUCAGAAUGAUCUGCAGUUUCAGAUAAUAAAGGCUUUUAAGAGUUCUUUUUAGAGUUAAGGACAUGCUAAUUUUAUUAAAUGAAUAUAUUUGUAACUGUUACUUUCUCACUGACAAAGCAAGUUUCUCAAUAAAAUGUCUAUUUUAA